Molecule: messenger RNA, 2024 nt
Organism: Cottoperca gobio
Lineage: Eukaryota; Metazoa; Chordata; Actinopteri; Perciformes; Bovichtidae
Gene: dapp1
Product: dual adaptor of phosphotyrosine and 3-phosphoinositides
Exons: 9
Coding region: 49-807 (252 amino acids)
Source: RefSeq, a predicted model, not a curated record
GUGUGUUACAAGGACACACUUUGACUGAGCCCUCGAGCAGAUGUAGAGAUGAGUUUCUACAGUGACGAUGCGUCUGCCGACGAGUUGGAGACUUUGGGAUGGUACCACUAUGACCUGUCCCGCCAUACUGCAGAGGCCCUUCUCUUGUCCAAUGGGACUAAUGGAAGUUACCUCCUGAGGAACAGUAAUGAGGGAGCAGGCUUCUUCGCCCUGUCUGUCAGGGCAAAGGAUUCUGUCAAGCAUUUUCACGUGACACGCAAAGGCAAUGGCUAUGUGUUUGGCUUUAACGAGUUCCCAACCCUUCAACACUUUGUCAACCACUUUGCUAAUCAGCCUCUGCUGGGCAGUGACGCAGGAACCCUCAUGGUGCUGAAGAGUCCAUACCCGUGGCGUGUGGAGGAGCCAUCCAUCUACGAGUCUGUGCGAGUCCAUACAGCCAUACAGACCGGCCGCACAGAAAACGACCUGAUGCCCAGUGCACCAUCGCUGGGCACAAAGGAAGGCUAUCUGGUGAAACAAGGAGCGAUUGUGAAGAACUGGAAACAGAGGUGGUUCACACUCAACAGAUAUGAACUCAAAUACUUCAAAGAGAAAGCGUGUGAGGAGCCCAUUCGGACCCUGGAUCUGAGAGCCUGCUCUGCAGUGCAGUUUGACUACUCUCAGGACAGAGUCAACUGUUUCUGCCUGGUGUUCCCUGACAGAACAUUUUAUCUCUGUGCAAAGACGGGUGUGGAGGCAGAUGAGUGGAUCAAGAUCCUGAGGUGGAAACUGCCAGCAGUGACACUCUCUGUUUCCAGUCACAGAUGAGAAAAGGUCGAUGACUGUCGUCAGCCCGGAGAUGGAAACGUUGAUAGGAGAAUUAACAAUGAAGAGCACCAAUAAAGUGUAGCAUCACAUCUCUGUGUACUGACUGAAGGCUAACCUGGAUGGGACUGUCUUACUUCGCUGACCCUCAGGAUGUUUCUUCCAUGAAUGUUUAACAUUUGCUUUAACGUCAAGGAUAUAUUGCAACCAUAAUUCUAUAAGACCAAGAGUUCAUCCCAGUGUCCCUCCUCGACUCCUUCAUCACUUGACCAGGAAAUCGAAACGUCAAAGGACUUCCCAAUACUUUGAACAUAGGGAGGAAACGGAGCAGCUUAUGUGGAACUGUUAUCGCUACACCCGUAUAAACGCUCCAGUAUGGAUACUGCGGUUGUACUGGACUGUAAAAGGAUGAUCAGUCAUAAAUAUAUUUAAUAUAAUUUUAGUAAAACAUUGUGAAUAGAAAAUCUCUUUGAUGAAUGAGAUCGUACUCUGUAACAAACAUUUAGGUGUGAGAAAUAUACUCACAGUCCUUCAUAGUGGUUUGUGCUGCAUGUGUGGAUCUAUGGUCAAACAGUUCAAAGGUAAAGGAUAUACAGUACCUCAGUCACAUUUGUCCUUCUGUGGUAUAAAUUGAAUUAAAAGACAAGAACGUACCGCGACCCGAUCCCGGAUAAGCGGUAGACGAUGGAUGGAUGGACAAGAACGUAGCGACAUUUUUAAUUACAUACAACAUCCAAUACAAAAGUGCACGGUCUAAUAACACAAUGACAGAUGUUAAGCCACCGCUUAUUAUAUUCAUUUUAUUAAAAUCUACAUUUCAGACAUGGAAACAAAAAGCUACAGGACUGAAAAUAAUACAUUGAAUCCAAUGAAUAAAAAGAAAUACAUUAAUUAAUUUCCAUAAAGAUGUAAAGACUCAGGGUCUUAAUGAUUUAUUUAGAGUUGAGGUGCAGGUAUGUUGUCAUCCUUUACUAAAUGCAAAGCAUUCGGUUCUCUCCUGUGAAACCUUUGUUUUAAUACUGUAAAUAUUGCAUAUCACUGAAUCAUGAUUUAUUUAAAAAGUAGUAGUCAGGUGACCUGUGUCCGUGCACAUGAUGUUUCAAUGUCAACGUUAAAUGAAUAACUUGUGUAGCACUGAUCUCAGGGGCAGCAGGAGUUAAUUGAAUUAGUCAAUUUGAAGCAGAAGAGCUUCUCUGGUAAUAAAAGUUUGUAUAUUUUCA